AUGUACUCUUUCGUUUCCACCUCCGUCUUGCUCUCUUUGAGCGUCUACUUCAGUCUUUCGUUAUCCGCCCCAAGCUCACCUCUUACACUCGACCCUCGUAUGGGGUCUUAUGGGGAGGACAACGAUUCCCCAUUAUGCCCAAAAUUCAGGAACUUUACCGCUCUCACAAUACAAGACGAUUUCUACGGGGCCCGAGACAUAAGCUACUUUGUGACAAAUACCGGAAGGGUCAUCGUCGAUGGAGAUGUCCUCUACGAUGGCACAGAGGAUCAGCUGCUUGGACGACGAAAAGGGCAGGGGGGAAACUAUAAGCCUCGGUCAUUCUCCAACAAUAACCGAAAGUGGCCUGGGGGAAAGCUCCGCUACAAGUACGCUUCGAAUGAUGCUGAGACUAAGCUAAAAGCUAUUGUUGAUGAAGCAAUCAAGCGUUGGAAGACUGGCGCCCCUUAUCUCACAUUUGAGCGAGUGAUGCCGAAUAGCAAUGCGGGCGAAAAUGGAGUGCUUACCAUCUCAGCAACAGAGUGCGAUGGAUGCCACUCCACCAUUGGAUAUCUAAACUCAGACCGUCGAAUGAAUCUUCAGCAAGCCUGUCCAAGCGGGGGGGGCCAAUGCGGAGCCAAUACGGCCACACAUGAAUUCGGGCAUGCACUUGGCCUAAUCCACGAGCACCAACGCCCCGAUCGAGAAAGCUACGUCCACUACAACUGCAAAAAUCUCGAUCCAGGCUGUAACAACAUACCAGCGGGCAAGACAUGCUGCGACAGUGGUCUCCCAGCAGGCUGCUGCACGAAAAGAGGUAAUUUCGAUAUUCUCACAGACGCCGCUCUCGAUCAUACUGGCAAAUACGACGUUGGAUCGAUUAUGCACUACCGCCGAAAUUCCUUCGCUAUUUCCGGCAAAGAGACGUUGACCUCCGCUGCGGCUGGUAUCGUCGUUCCAUCCACCAAUGCUGCCAACCCGGACCAAACUGACUUUGAUCGCAUUUGCAAGAUUUACUCUGCGCAAUGUGACAAGGUGCAACAGUGCAAAAACAAUGGCUGUCCAGCAAAUUGCGCAACUUUCCUUCCCUGUCCUAGCGGAACGAAAUGUUUUGGUGCCCCGGAGCCACCAUUUUGCUGUGAGGCUGAAGCGUUGAAUAAGGCAUGUGAAGCAAAGAAGCAGAAGUGCAAGCAGUUAGGAUGUGAUUAG
Messenger RNA from Lindgomyces ingoldianus, 1188 nucleotides. Its product is annotated as zincin. Gene Ontology annotation, biological process: proteolysis. Gene Ontology annotation, molecular function: zinc ion binding; metalloendopeptidase activity. Bases 1 to 1188 code for a protein of 395 amino acids. The record is from RefSeq and is a predicted model, not a curated record. Lineage: Eukaryota; Fungi; Ascomycota; Dothideomycetes; Pleosporales; Lindgomycetaceae. The transcript is spliced from 2 exons.